CGCCGCCGUCCUCUCAGCCGCCACCUCCUUCGUCUCGAUCCCUCCUCCGCCUUCGUCUCUUUGCACGUGCGAUCCUGACGGGUCGCAAGAUCAAGACUGCAAGAUGGUCCGUAACAUUGUCGUCCUCGGCGGUAACUCCCACCCCGAAUUGGUGGAGAGCAUCUGCGGUAUUCUCGGCCUGCCCGCCUGCAGCAGGAUCCUGACCAAGUUCUCCUCUGGCGAAAGUCGUUGCGAAAUUCAGGAUUCCGUGCGCGGAAAGGAUGUCUACAUUAUCCAGACUGGCUUCGGUGGCAAUGGCAGCAGGCUCAAUGACCAUUUCAUGGACCUCUGCAUCAUGAUCUCUGCCUGCAAGACUGGUUCUGCUCGCAGAGUCACCGCUGUCCUUCCCUUGUUCCCCUACUCGAGGCAACCCGACUUGCCCUACAACAAGGCCGGCGCUCCUUUGUACAAGGCGCCCACCCCCAACGGCGAGAAUGGAAAGAAUCAGUACACUUUCGACAGUGUCCCGCCCACCCCCGGUCCCGGCGUGCCCAAGACUUCUGGCCUUACCAACAGCUCCGACAUCGCCAACCAAAUGAUCAAGAACGCCCUGACGAAUGGUAGCUCUAAGGAGCAGUAUACUACCCAUGACUACGAGAAUCUCUCCAUCGUCAACGGUUUCCAGGCCAAGCCCGGUUACAAGCAGUGGGUUGCGCAGGCGGGUACCCUUGUGGCCAACCUUUUGACCUGCGCCGGCUGCGAUCAUGUCAUUACCAUGGAUCUCCACGACCCUCAAGUCCAAGGAUUCUUCGAUAUUCCUGUCGAUAACCUCUACGGACAACCGCUUCUUAAACGCUACAUCCAGCAGCACAUUCCUAACUGGAGGGAUGCCGUCAUUAUCAGCCCCGAUGCUGGUGGUGCCAAGCGCGCGACUGCCAUUGCGGAUAGCUUGGGUAUGGAGUUUGCCCUUAUUCACAAGGAGCGCCGCCCUACCAAGAUUACCGAUCGCCAGAAUGCCAGUAUGAUGCUCGUGGGCAACGUUACUGACCGCGUCUGCAUUCUGCUCGACGACAUUGCCGACACCGGCAACACUAUCACCAGAGCCGCCAAGCUCCUUAAGAAGGAGGGCGCCACCACAAUUUACGCCCUGUUGACUCACGGUGUCUUCAGCGGCGACGCUAUCAGCCGCGUCAAGGCCUCGGCGAUUGACAAGCUGGUCGUUACCAACUCUGUUCCCCAGGACGAGCACAAGAAGCAGCUUGGAUCCAAGCUCGACGUCUUGGACAUCUCUCCCAUCUUUGCCGAGGCGAUGCGGCGCGUCCACCACGGUGAAUCGAUCAGCGUGCUCUUCAACUACGAGUAAAACUGCAUAUAUAACCUUGAACAGACAUGAUCAGCAUUUUCUCGAUUAUUAUAUCCGGCGUUCUCGUU
Messenger RNA from Neurospora hispaniola, 1410 nucleotides. Its product is annotated as phosphoribosyltransferase-like protein. The record is from RefSeq and is a predicted model, not a curated record. Gene Ontology annotation, cellular component: cytoplasm; ribose phosphate diphosphokinase complex. NCBI's taxonomy places the organism in Eukaryota, Fungi, Ascomycota, Sordariomycetes, Sordariales, Sordariaceae. The coding region runs from base 104 to 1342 and encodes 412 amino acids. The transcript is spliced from 4 exons. Gene Ontology annotation, biological process: ribonucleoside monophosphate biosynthetic process; purine nucleotide biosynthetic process; 5-phosphoribose 1-diphosphate biosynthetic process. Gene Ontology annotation, molecular function: magnesium ion binding; ribose phosphate diphosphokinase activity.